Messenger RNA from Mycena citricolor, 2759 nucleotides. The record is from the annotation of a GenBank genome assembly. Lineage: Eukaryota; Fungi; Basidiomycota; Agaricomycetes; Agaricales; Mycenaceae.
GUAAAAACAAGUUUCCCCGAUGGAAGCUUGGAUCCUCGGCUUUGCGGGCCUGAGAUGGACUCGGCGCGCGCUAGUCAGUAGCCUCCGGUUGCUGUCUCGGCCGAGGGAAUUACUCUCAAAGCUGUGAUUGGGAAAUACAAGGCAAGAUCGGAAGACACCGGGAUGUCUUGGUGCUUCCCUCGUCAUCCAUUGUCUCAGCCGACGUUCUAAUUGGGAUACCUUUCGAGAUCACUGCCAGGAUAUAUGCAUCAGGAUGCAUCAGAUGCCGCCGGGUGAGAUGCCGGAAAAUCCACCUUCCAGACUACGUCACAAUCAGGCCACAUUUUCGUACUUUCGGCCAGGUCUGCGACUCAAUCAAGCUAUGCGACGUCAUGGAUAGCCGCAAAAUCUUUGCGGUUUCUUCAUUUGGUGCGCACGUAGUGCUGAGACGAGACUCAGGCGUGUGAAGCAUUUGCUCGUGGGCGGCAAUUCUGCACGAGAAAAUGUCUCACUGGCAGAUAGGCGCUUCAGACUUUGACAUGUUUGUGGCGACCUAUCCAGCAUCAUGAUCACCUCGAUUCUUCUGUCUGCACGUAAAUCGCCAUGGCCUGUCUUCCGAGGCAUCAAUCCAUUGUCUUCCCCGCCUAUCGACACAAGAUGCUCUUCUCUGAUGGAUUGGGUCGUGCUCACGGAUAUAGGUCCACGGCUUGGGAGCCUGAUAAGCGCUGUCGAGAUAAGAUCAGAUUCGCAUCCUUACCUGGCUUCUCAUUGUGCAACACAUUGGGUGAGGCCGGUCAAGGUGGGUUUAUAAAGACAGGGCGUGCGCUGGGCGGCGCUUUGCUGCGCCUGGUGUCUUUCCCGAACGCACUUUAUCUGACCUUUGCACGCACGAACGAGCUUUGAUAGCCCGAACACUGCUUCAUUCCACGAUGCUCUCAUCCCCAUACGACCCAUCCUUCGCUGCCCUGGCGGCACAGACGACCACUACGAAUGCCCCGACCAAUGCCUAUGCUGCUGGCAAUCUCGUGUAUGCACCCAGCAGCGAUCCGAACAGCCAUACCAUCCAGCAGUUUGCGCAGCCCCAAGCCCAAUGGCCUCAGCAUCCGCAAUCGACACACUCAUUCCACCCCGGUGCCCAGGCGGCGCCGAUCCCGUCUUAUCAUAUGUACAGCCCUGCCAAUAACGGCGGCGCGCUGCACGGGUGGCCGAUCCCACAGGCUGCAGUCCCGCACCCCGCACGUGCGAUAGUCUUCCAUCCCAGGGCGGCGCGGAUGCCCGCUGCGAGCGCACCGAGCUCCUCACUCGGGGUCGGAGAUGUCGUGCGCGUGCAUAACGGUGGCGCGCCCUAUGGCUGGCCUGUCCGACGACAAGCUGUGCCGCCGCAAGCCCCAUCGUCUCACAACCCUCAGCCUAUACACUCCUUCACGACCGUUCCCAACUUUGUUCAGGGUUCAAUCCCGACUCCGAAUCUUCCCCCGUCGGGCUUCACGUUCCUGUAUCCCGUUGCGGGGACUGUCCCAGUCAACCAGUUUACCCCAGCUCCCGUCCCAAACGCACAUGCUGGCGCCAGCAGCACGGCCGGCCCCUCAAAAGUCCCUGCUGCGACUUCCGAUCCUUUUCGGUACUAUCCACACUGGAAUCCCGCUCCUGCUCCAGCCCCCACCCCCGCUGCUGCUCCGAUUCCGCCUGCAAACAUGGCCGCCCCAUCUGCGGCGCUUCAGUCGGAGAUGGCUCGCGUCAUGCAGAACCAGCGCCUGUUCUUGCAGAGAGAGCAGCAGGUCCAGCCGGUGUCCCACCAGCAGCUGCAAUGGCAGCAACAGCCACAUUACCAGCCGCUGAUGGCUCAGCCUGCUGUUGCUGGGGCUGUUUCGACCAAUCACAACUCGACGCCUGGUGUUGCGAAACGCCCUCGCACCGUGUCGUCUGCGAACUGCAAUGACCAGCCGACGAAACGACUAAAGCGGAGCUCCGAUGCGACUGUCCCAGAGCCGCAAGCUGCUCCCAAGCCCGACGUUCUUCCAGAGGGCCAACAGCCCGUCCUCGAGGACAACCCCGCUCAUCCGCCCACCCCGUCUCGUCCUGCGUUUGAGAACAUCGUGAAUACCCCGUCUCCAAAGAGUCUCGAGCGUCGCGGAGAGAAGUUCGAAACUCCUCACGAAGACAGCGUCGAGGAUGCUCUUCUGAAGCAGGCACUUGGGUCAGCGUGCAAGCCAGAGGACAUUUUCGCUGCGUUUGUGGCUGUUCCCGACGAUGAAGACGACGACGCGCUGGCUGGAACUCAACCACUUCCGCCCAUGCUGAAUCUGGCCAACUUGACGUCGUUUCGGGUCAACGAGGACGACGAAUCCACAUGCGUGGCCUCGGGACAAGGCGCGCUCCCCGCGUUGGUUACCGACUACCUGUUCGGUGAUCUCCCGUCCGACCCUUUCCUUCGAAUCACCCACGAUGAGAGUGUCCGCGUUGCAGAGCGGUUCCUGGCGCUCUCCGGGAUCGAUGAGAUCUGGGAUCUCGAUGAUGAGGAGAUGCCUGCCCUGGUCAUGCCGGUUGACCAGGGAUGCGUGGAUCCGAACGACAUUCUAAUGUUACCUUAAGCCUCUGUUAUCAUCGACAAGAGCCAUAGCCCUAGUUUUUAGUCUAAAAGUUUUGGUAGUAGCCAAAAGAAUUGCUUUCAAAUCUUUGGUAGUAGCCAAAGGAUGUGGCUGUAUGGGCUGUACGCCCGGCAGACUACGGCAACAGUCCAGAUGCCAACACCAUCACCAUGAUAGACACUGACAGUGACC